Molecule: messenger RNA, 8259 nt
Organism: Nerophis lumbriciformis (worm pipefish)
Lineage: Eukaryota; Metazoa; Chordata; Actinopteri; Syngnathiformes; Syngnathidae
Source: RefSeq, a predicted model, not a curated record
AGCAUUAUGGAAGUGAAAGAGCGACGUCCAUACUGUUCACUCACUAAAGCCCACAAGGACAAAGAAGGGCCAUAUCCUGGUGACAAUGCUAUUGGCCAGCAAGAAGGGCGUGUUCCGACUCAAAAGUCUUACUCCUCCAGUGAGACACUCAAAGCCUUUGACAAGCACCAAGAGCAGACCAGGAUAUUUUAUGGGUCAUCAAAAGAACAUAAGGACACUAUUCACCGUGGCAAGGAUGAUUAUAACAUAGACGGUCACCAUUUAAGUCUUCGUCAACUGGGCAUCUGCGAACCAACAUCCCACCAUGGCCUAGUAUUCUGCUCUGAGAUGGGCCUCCCCCACCGUGGUUUUUCUGUUGCUACAGCCCAAGACCAAGAUGUGGACAGUCAAGCUGUAAUGUCACCAGAGCGAGCGCUGCGAUUGUGGGACCGUGGAGGUUUGGGCAAAUCAUCUCGGAGGAGUUCCUGUCUGUCAAGCCGCUCAAACUCAGUGCUGACUCUUACUGAUACAGAACAUGAGAACAAGUCUGACAGUGACAACGAGCAACCAUCCAAUCACCACAGCUCCACUUUGCCUCCGGUGGCACCCCCGUAUCGGCAGCAGCCCUCAGUCACAGCUCUCAACCAGUCACUGGGCUCUGACCAUCACUCCGGUCACCUGCUGAAUUCCAUUCGUCAACAAACUCCUCCCACUGGAAACCCGGCCCCCGUGGCCGGCCAAUCGCCUGCCGAGCUGCAGACCACGCCCCCAGAGAGCGUCCCGCUGCAAGACAGCUGGGUGCUGGGUAGCAAUGUGCCUCUGGAAACAAGGCACUUCCUUUUUAAAACCGGCACGGGUACUACUCCCCUCUUCUCCACUGCAACACCCGGCUACACAAUGGCUACAGGCUCAGUUUACUCCCCUCCUACCAGACCUUUGCCAAGAAACACCUUGUCACGUUCAGCCUUCAAGUUUAAAAAAUCCUCCAAAUAUUGCUCGUGGAGAUGUACAGCCCUCAGUGCAGUAGGACUUUCUGUGCUGCUCUCUAUCCUGCUCUGUUACUGCAUAGCAAUGCACCUCUUUGGUCUGAACUGGCAGCUCCGGGAGAGUGAUGGAUAUGGAGCGUUUGAAAAUGGAGGUGUUGGACGAGAUACCACUCCUAACACCUUUAUGGUAUCCACCGACAAUGGUAAAAUUCUCCUCGAAAACAACACUAUCGACACAGGGGAAGUGGAUGUGGGGAGACGAACAAUUCAAGAUGUCCCGCCAGGUGUGUUUUGGAGGUCACAACUUUACAUUGACCAACCACAGUUCCUGAAAUUUAACAUUUCAGUGCAAAAAGAUGCCCUUGUUGGAGUGUAUGGACGGAAAGGUUUACCACCCUCACACACACAGUAUGACUUUGUGGAGCUCCUUGAUGGAAGUCGACUAAUUUCCAAAGACAAGCGAUCCCUGAGUGACACAGACAUGGCACAUGUACACUCACUCAGUGGUUUUGAAAAUGACCCUGGAGAAGAGGUCCGUCAUAGAAGAUCAGUGAAUGUACAUGAGGCUGGCUUCAUCCAAUACCUGGACAUGGGCAUUUGGCAUCUGGCAUUUUACAAUGAUGGCCGUAAUACAGAACAAGUGUCUUACAAUACGUUCAUCAUCGAGUCCAUUAUGGAGUGUCCCCAGAAUUGUCAUGGAAACGGAGAUUGUCUCUCAGGAAUAUGCCAUUGUUUUCCUGGAUUUCUGGGACCUGACUGCUCUCGAUCUUACUGCCCUGUGCUGUGCAGUGGGAAUGGUCAGUAUUCCCGUGGACGCUGCCAGUGCUACAGCGGGUGGAAAGGCGCAGAGUGUGAUGUGCCCUCCAACCAAUGUGUUGACAUCCAUUGUGGAGGACAUGGCAUCUGCAUAAUGGGCGCCUGCAUUUGCAAUACUGGUUACCAGGGAGACAAUUGUGAAGAAGUGGAUUGCAUAGAUCCCAGUUGUUCAGCCCAUGGGGUGUGCAUUCAUGGCGAAUGUCACUGCCAGCCAGGCUGGGGUGGAGCAAGCUGUGAAAUUGCCAAGGCUAUGUGUCCGGACCAGUGUUCAGGUCAUGGCACAUACAACACAGAAACCAGUACUUGCAUCUGUGACCAGAAUUGGACUGGGCCAGAUUGUUCCUUAGAGCUGUGUGAAGUGGACUGUGGAAACCACGGCAUUUGUUAUGGUGGUUUGUGUCGGUGUGAGGAGGGAUGGACUGGACUUGUAUGUGAUCAGAAGGCCUGCCACCCAUUGUGUAGCAAGAACGGGGUGUGUAAGGAGGGAAAGUGUGAGUGUGACCAGGGCUGGACUGGGGAGCAUUGCAAUAUUGCUCACAAUCCGGAUAUUAGAGUAAAAGAGGGUUGUCCAGGUCUCUGCAACAACAAUGGAAGAUGCACCCUGGAAGCGAGUGGCUGGCAUUGUAUCUGCCAGUCAGGAUGGCGAGGAGCGGGAUGUCAUGUCGCCAUGGAAACCAUCUGUACUGAUGGCAAGGACAAUGAAGGAGAUGGCUUGACAGAUUGUACGGAUCCAGACUGCUGUGUACAGCCUUCCUGUCAGAACCAGUUGUACUGCAAAGGAUCACCUGACCCAGUGGAAGUACUUAGCCAGUCCCCAUCAACACUGACUCCUCAGCAGGCUGCCAGGUCUUUCUACCAGCGCAUCUACUUCCUCCUUGGUCCUGAAUCCACUCAUGUCAUAUUUGGUGACAGUCCAUUUAAUAGAAGUUUGGUGUCAGUAAUCCGGGGUCAGGUUUUGACAGCGGAUGGAACACCCCUGAUUGGAGUCAACGUGUCAUUUGUUGACUACCCUGAACAUGGAUACACUGUUACACGCAAUGACGGCAUGUUCGAUCUACUAGUCAAUGGUGGUGCAUCCCUGACGUUGGGUUUUGAACGUGCUCCAUUCCUGACCCAGUACCGAACGGUGUGGGUGCCUUGGAAUGUAUUCUACGUGAUGGAUACUCUGGCCAUGAAGAAGGAGGAGAAUGACAUUCCCAGCUGUGACCUGAGUGGUUUUGUCAGACCCAGUCCUGUCAUUGUUGCUUCUCCCUUGUCCACAUUUUCCAGAAGUUCACCUAAGGAUGGCCCCAUUAUACCAGAAACCCAGGUUUUACAAGAAGAAACCACAAUACCUGGCAGUCAUCUUAACUUGAUUUACCUGAGUUCAAGAGCUGCAGGUUAUAAACCCGUCCUCAAAGUCACCAUGACACAGUCAUCAAUACCUUUUAACCUGAUGAAGGUUCACCUGAUGGUAGCCGUGGUGGGACGUCUCUUCCAAAAAUGGUUCCCCGCUCAGCCAAAUCUUUCUUACACUUUCAUUUGGGACAAGACGGAUGCUUACGGCCAACGUGUUUAUGGGUUAUCAGAGGCAGUUGUAUCGGUGGGGUUUGAAUAUGAGUCCUGCCUAGACCUGAUCCUAUGGGAGAAGAGAACAGCCAUUUUACAAGGAGACGAGAUGGACGCUUCUAACAUUGGAGGAUGGACUCUCGAUAAACAUCACAUUCUGGAUAUACAAAAUGGCAUCCUGUACAAAGGCAACGGUGAGAAUAUAUUUGUUUCCCAGCAACCUCCUGUCAUCAGUAGCAUAAUGGGAAAUGGACGGCGCCGUAGCAUCUCUUGCCCCAGCUGCAAUGGGCAAGCAGAGGGUAAUAAGCUGUUGGCACCCCUUGCAUUGGCGUGUGGUGCUGAUGGCAGCCUGUACGUCGGAGACUUUAACUACAUCAGGAGGAUCUUCCCAUCAGGAAAUGUUACCAGUGUGAUGGAGCUUAGAAACAAAGAUUUCAGGCAUAGCAACAACCCUGCCCAUCGGUACUAUAUGGCUACUGAUCCAGUGACAGGACAGCUUUAUGUGUCAGACACCAACUCACGCCGUAUCUACCGACCAAAGAACCUCAGUGGUGCCCGUGACCUCAUCAGUAAUGGGGAGGUUGUAGCUGGCACUGGUGAACAAUGUCCACCAUUCGAUGAAGCACGGUGUGGAGAUGGAAGAAAAGCUACAGAAGCUCAGUUACUGGGACCUAAAGGGAUUGCAGUUGACAAAAAUGGUUUGAUCUACUUUGUGGAUGGGACGAUGAUCAGAAAAGUGGACCGCAAUGGUAUCAUUUCCACAGUCCUGGGAAGCAAUGACUUAACCUCUGCCCGCCCUCUGACCUGUGAUAACAGCAUGCACAUAAGACAGGUUCGUUUGGAAUGGCCCACUGAUCUAGCGAUUAGUCCCAUGGACAACUCCAUCUAUGUUUUGGACAACAAUAUUGUGCUGCAGAUCACUGAAAAUAGAGAGGUUCGUAUAGUGGCAGGGCGUCCCAUGCACUGCCAAGUACCUGGUAUUGAAUACACGAUGGGAAAGAGAGCAGUUCAGACCAUGCUAGAGGGAGCAACAGCCAUUACCUUGUCCUACAAUGGCAUUCUCUACAUCACAGAGACAGACGAGAAAAAAAUUCAUCGCAUUCGACAGGUGUCAACUGAUGGAGAAAUUACUUACCUUGCCGGCGCACCAUCUGAUUGUGACUGCAAGAAUGAUGCCAAUUGUGACUGUUACCAAACAGGGGAUGGUUAUGCUAAAGAUGCAAGACUUAACUGCCCUUCCUCUUUGGUCGUUUCUCCGGACGGGACCCUGUAUGUUGCAGACCUAGGAAAUAUCCGCAUUCGAGCAAUCCGCCGCAAUCAACCACUUACCGGCUCCUUGGCAUCUGGUCCCGGUUACUAUGAAGUGGCCUCUCCAGCCGCCCAGGAGCUCUAUGUGUUUGACUUAAAUGGAACUCACCAAUCCACAGUAUCCCUGGUCACUGGAGACUAUAAAUAUAAUUUUAGCUACAGCAAUGAAGAGGAUUUGACAGCGGUGACUGACAGCAGCGGUAACACCCUCCGUAUCCGUAGGGAUACGAACAGGAUGCCUGUUCGUGUGGUCACCCCAGACAAUCAGGUCAUCUGGCUGACCAUCGGAACAAAUGGGGGACUGAAGUCUCUCACAGCUCAGGGUCAAGAGAUGGUCUUGUUUAGUUACCAUGGCAACAGUGGAUUGCUCGCAACCAAAAGCAUCCAAAUUGGUUGGACUACAUUCUAUGAUUAUGACAGCGAGGGUCGUUUGACUAAUGUUACCUUCCCGACCGGCGUGGUUACCAAUCUCCACGGCGACAUGUCAUCAGGCGCCGUUGCUGUGGAUAUUGAGACGUCAGGGAGGGACGAGGAUGUUUCCAUAACGACCAACCUGUCAUCAAUAGACUCAUUCUACACUCUGGUGCAGGACCAGCUUCGAAACAGCUACCAAGUGGGUAAUGACCAUUCUCUCAGGGUAAUCUAUGCCAAUGGGAUGGAUACACAUUAUCAGACAGAGCCUCAUAUUCUGGUCGGUGCUGCUAACCCAAUUGUAGCGCGACGCAACAUGACACUCCCUGGAGAGAAUGGCCAAAACUUGGUGGAGUGGAGAUUUAGGAAGGAACAGACACGAGGAAAAAUCAUUGUUUUUGGGAGAAAGCUUAGAGUGAAUGGAAGGAACCUGUUGUCUGUCGAUUAUGAUCGCAACCUACGAACAGAGAAAAUUUAUGAUGAUCAUCGGAAGUUCCUUCUGAAAAUCAUCUAUGACACCCAAGGGCAUCCGACACUGUGGGUACCAAGCAGCAAGCUGCUCGCUGUUAACCUUACAUACUCCAGUACGGGGCAGGUAACUGGCCUGCAAAGGGGUCCAACUACAGAGAAGUGGGAGUAUGACAGUCAAGGAAGAAUCACUUCACGACUAUUUGCUGAUGGAAAGACUUGGAGCUACACUUAUUUAGAUAAGUCCAUGGUCUUACUGCUGCAUAGCCAGCACCAGUACAUUUUCGAUUAUGACUCAGGAGACCGCCUGUCAGCCGUUACCAUGCCGAGUGUGGCUCGACACACCAUGCAGACCAUCAGAUCAAUCGGUUACUACAGAAAUAUCUACACUCCACCUGAGAGCAACGCCUCAGUUACGGUGGACUUCUCUGAAGAUGGGCAGCUACUUAGAGUUGCCCAUCUUGGAACUGGACGCCGUAUAUUGUACAAAUAUCGGAGACAGAACAAGCUGGCAGAGAUUUUGUAUGAUUCAACUCGGGUCAGUUUCACAUACGAUGAGACGGCUGGCGUGCUGAAAACGGUCAACUUGCAGACUGAAGGUUUUAUCUGCUCUAUACGGUAUCGCCAAAUUGGCCCAUUGGUCGAUCGGCAGAUAUUCCGCUUCAGCGAGGAUGGAAUGGUGAACGCACGCUUUGACUAUACCUAUGACAACAGCUUCAGAGUCACCAGCAUGCAGGCUGUAAUCAAUGAAACGCCACUGCCAAUCGAUCUCUAUCAAUUUGAUGACAUAUCAGGAAAAAUGGAGCAAUUUGGAAAGUUUGGAGUCAUUUAUUAUGACAUCAACCAGAUCAUUUCCACAGCGGUUAUGACCUACACCAAGCACUUUGACCAGCAUGGUCGUAUCAAGGAGAUCCAAUAUGAAAUCUUCAGGUCUCUGAUGUACUGGAUCACCAUCCAGUAUGAUAACAUGGGCCGAGUCACCAAGCGAGAAAUCAAAAUAGGACCAUUUGCCAACACGACCAAAUAUGGCUAUGAGUAUGAUGUCGAUGGGCAGCUGCAGACAGUCUCACUCAACGAAAAAAUGAUGUGGAGGUAUAAUUAUGACCUAAAUGGGAACUUACAUUUGCUGAAUCCGGGAAACAGCGGUCGAUUGACACCUCUUCGUUACGACCUCAGAGACAGAAUCACUCGUCUCGGAGAUGUUCAGUACAAGAUGGAUGAAGAUGGGUUUCUAAGACAGAGAGGGGCAGAGAUAUUUGAAUACAACUCCAAAGGUCUUCUUGUUCGGGUGUACAGUAAAGCCGCUAGUUGGACCAUCCAGUACCGUUAUGACGGUCUGGGUCGACGAGUGGCAGCCCGGAACAGUCUAGGACAACAUCUGCAGUUCUUCUAUGCUGACUUGAACUAUCCAACCAGGAUCACACAUGUUUAUAAUCACUCCAGCUCUGAAAUCACCUCUUUUUACUAUGACUUGCAGGGCCACGUUUUUGCUAUGGAAAUCAGCAGUGGAGAAGAGUUUUAUAUUGCAUGUGAUAACACUGGGACCCCACUGGCUGUCUUCAGCAACAAUGGACUCUUACUAAAGCAGGUGCAGUACACGGCUUACGGCGAGAUUUACUUCGAUUCAAACCCAGACUUUGUGAUUGUAAUUGGCUUCCACGGAGGCUUGUAUGAUCCGCUGACACGAUUGCUACAUUUCGGAGACAGAGAUUACGACAUUCCCGCUGGGAGGUGGACUACCCCUGAUGUCAGCACAUGGACCAGGGUUGGUAAAGACCCUCAACCUUUCAAUCUGUACAUGUUCCAAGGCAACAAUCCCAUCAGCAAAAUCCAUCAAGUCAAAGAAUAUGUGACAGAUGUCAACAUCUGGUUGGUCACGUUUGGAUUCCAUCUUCACAAUGCAAUUCCGGGAUUCCCCAUUCCAAAAUUUGACUUGACACAGCCAUCACUGGAGAUGAAAAAAAGUCAGCUGUGGGAUGACCUGCCUUCUAUUUCAGGUGUCCAGCAGGAGGUGACUCGCCAAUCACGGGCCUUCCUGUCUUUUGAGCGGAUGCCAGAAAUUCAGCUUAGCCGACGCCAUACCUACAACACUAAACCGUGGCUUUGGUUUGCCAGAAUCAAGUCUUUAAUUGGGAAAGGAGUGAUGCUUGCUGUCAUCCAAGGUCGUGUGGUGACCAGCGUGCUUAACGUUGCCAAUGAAGACUGUAUCAAAGUGGCUGCAGUGCUAAAUAAUGCCUUUUACCUAGAAGAUCUGCAUUUUACAGUGGAAGGUCGAGACACGCACUACUUCAUCAAGACUAGCUUGCCCGAGAACGAUCUCGGUGCACUUCGGCUCACCUCGGGACGCAAAUCACUGGACAAUGGCGUGAACGUGACAGUGUCACAGUCUACAACUGUGAUGAAUGGCCGUACGCGGCGUUUUGCUGAUGUGGAACUGCAAUACGGGGCCCUGGCGCUGCGCGUGCGUUACGGGACAACGCUGGAUGAGGAGAAAGCACGAGUCCUGGAACACGCGAGGCAGAGAGCUUUGACAAGUGCCUGGACCCGUGAACAGCAGCGCGUGAGAGACGGCGAGGAGGGAGUUCGGCUGUGGACCGAGGGAGAGAAAAGGCAGCUUCUCAGCAGUGGGAAAGUUUUGGGUUACGAUGGAUAUUACGUCUUGUCUAUAGAGCAGUACCCGGAGCUUGCUGACAGUGCCAACAACAUCCAGUUCUUACGUCAGAGUGAGAUAGGGAAGAGGUAA